Messenger RNA from Anopheles moucheti, 6042 nucleotides. It is a transcript of the gene otk, whose product is annotated as tyrosine-protein kinase-like otk. The transcript has 12 exons. The coding region runs from base 60 to 3452 and encodes 1130 amino acids. Gene Ontology annotation, cellular component: axon; plasma membrane. The record is from RefSeq and is a predicted model, not a curated record. Gene Ontology annotation, biological process: axon guidance; protein phosphorylation; homophilic cell-cell adhesion. Gene Ontology annotation, molecular function: cell-cell adhesion mediator activity; ATP binding; protein kinase activity. NCBI's taxonomy places the organism in Eukaryota, Metazoa, Arthropoda, Insecta, Diptera, Culicidae.
UCCUUUUUUUGGGGUGGGGUUGCUUCCGAAAAGAAAGAAAGUGCAUUGUGCUGUCGAAAAUGCAAUCAAAACCAGGAACAGUGAUUCGUAGAAUGGCGAGAUUGAAUUGGACAAUGCUGUUGGUGCUGCUGGUGGUUUUCACUUUCGCUACGGUUCGGUGCGAGUUCCAGUUUACCGUGACGCCCCAGAACCGGCAGGUGUUUGAAGGUGAACCGGUCACAUUCGAGUGUCGGGCACUAUUUGACGAUGAGAUCGAUUUUUCGUGGACGAGAAACGGUGUCCCUGUUCCGGUACACGAGCGGUUAAAUUUCGGUACACCGCAGCGCAUUUACCAGAGCGGUUCCAAUCUCCAUAUCCGGACGGUCAACGGGACGCUGGAUCAAGGCGACUACGUGUGUUUGGCGACGGCACGAGCCUCCGGAGCCCGUGUCGCAUCACCCGCUGCUACCUUGAACGUUAUCGGAAUUUCACCACCGGUCGUUCAGCUGCUCAAGCACGAUCCGGAUCGUGGAAGCAUUUCACUCAAAUGUCACUCGAGCCAGGAAGCCAUCACCGAAGUCCCCGGCAGCGAUGGCAAACCGUCUGAAGAGACUCACGUCGAAUGGUACAGGAAUGAGAUAAAGCUUACGAAAUCAUCCCACAUCGAGCUGCAGCGCCGGAAGCUGCACAUAAAAAACGCAUCAGCGAAGGAUAAUGGCGUGUACAGCUGUUUGCUGGUGGUGGUGUCCCGCACCGAUGGUAGUCGGCGGAUUGCGUUACGUAGUACAAAGAACUAUCGGCUCAAGCUGAAACCAGGAACCAAUUAUGGCGAGGGUAAAAUCGAUUGUACCAAGAACCACAAUUUGCUACUGUGCCGCGGUAAGCGGGGCGACCGUCAGUUGGGUUCGUUGGCCGACGGUAGCACAGACCGUCCACUAUUACCGAUGAGCGAUGAAGCGAUGGUUCCGGCCCAGCUACAACUAGCCACCGAACGGCAAUCGUUUUCUGCCGGCCCUGCCCCGGUUCGUAUCGUGCUGCAUCCGGUCACGACGGUUGUUAAUGAGAGCCAGCCGGUAGUGUUUAACUGUGGCUUCCGGAUAACAGCGGGCAACGACAGCAGUGGCGGAGGGUUCGUGCUGCGGUGGCGGAAAGAUGGCAAAGUGAUCCGCCGGUGGGACAAUAUGGCGGAGACUACCACGGUGACGAUGGACGACAUGGUUACCAUGUCCGGAGCUACGGAGAGCAGCUCCAUGUUCCGGGAUGACGCUCGCAUUCACGUGGACCGUACGAAUGGGUCGCUUGUGUUUGGAUCGGUUGUGGCCAGCGACGAAGGAACUUACGACUGUCAGAUAACGAACAAUGCCAGUGACUUUCUGGUCAGCUCAACGGCAGCGGAAUUACAAAUCAUUUCAAACCUUCGCUUCACACCGAAACCACCAACGACUAAAAAUAUCGAGCUGGGUUCCGUUGCCAAAAUCCACUGCAAGGCGCAAGGCACACCGACCCCAACGGUGCACUGGACGGUAGUGACAGAGACCGGUCCUUCGGGCUUGCCGGACUCGAUUGACGACGUGAACGGUACGCUGGUGUUCCGUAACGUGUCCGCGGAACAUCGCGGAAACUAUGCGUGUGUCGCAUCGAACAGUCAGGGUGAGAUACGGACAAGCGUGUCGGUGAGUGUGGUGAUUGCACCGAAGUUUGAGAUUGCCCCCGAAGGUUCGGUACAGGUCGCGGAGCUCGGUACGGUACAGUUCCACUGCGUUGCUACCGGUGACCCAAAGCCAACCAUCCAGUGGGACAAAGACCUCCAAUACCUCCAUGGACGGGUGGGCAAUGCGAAUGGGAGCGAGGAAGAACGGUAUCGUAUCCUGGAGAAUGGCACACUCGUACUGACGGAGGUACACCUGGAAGAUGAUGGACGGUAUGGUUGUACCAUCGGCAAUAGUGCUGGUUUGAAACGGGAAGAGGUUCAUUUGAUCGUUAAACCGUCCGAUGGGAUGGUCAUGCCGGAAGAGUCAACGGAAGAUGGAUUUCUUAUAACACGUGCCGUUCUUAUCACUAUGUCAGUUGCUUUUGCGUACAUCAUUCUUGUAGUGGGUCUUAUGAUUUGGUGCCGUCAUCGUCGGGCAGCUCGUAAAGCUCGUCUGAAUUUGGGUUCGUCCAAGGAAAAUGGGGGCGAUGUCGAUCUGAAGAACUGCGAAAUUGAACCGUGUCUCCCGGACAAAACGUCUGCGGCUGGUGCUGAGAAUGGUGGAGUUGGUGCAAACUCCGGUCGUUCGAGAAGCAAGCAGAAGAACGGAUCCGCCGGUGGAAAGGAUCCAUCGACGAACUGUCCCGACAAUGGACAGGACAAGAGUGAUGAUACGGUUAAUUCGAGCAAGUCGAAGAAAUCCUCCGGUUCGGGAUCGUUGCUGGAACAGCUAGCUGUACCACGGUCGGCGGUCGUCGACCUGUUGCAGAUCGGCAAAUGUGAUUUCGGUGACGUGUACAUUGGGAAGAUGCGUGAGAAUGACUGCCGGUUGCCACCGCCCAAAGAAAGUGCCACACAGGAACCGAUCACUGGAGACGAGGUAGGCCCAUCCAGUACGGAACUAACAACGGAGAAUGAACGCAAAAGUCCUGUGACGAAACGGCCGUCAAAUGAGGAACUGAAUGCAAUUCGGCCAGAGAACGACUAUAAGCCAGUCAUGGUGAAGGCACUGACGAAGGUGAAGGAUGAACACUGUUGCGCAGAGUUCCGCCGUCAGCUCGAACUGUUCCGCACGGUUUCGCAUAGGAAUGUGGUACAGCUGUUUGGUUUAUGUCGGGAUAAAGAUCCACAUUAUCUCCUGCUGGAGUACACUGACUGGGGAGACUUAAAGCAAUUCCUGUUGGCUACGUCGCCGGUUUUACCACCGAACGGAACCGUCGACAACAAGAAGGAUGGCGCCUCGAAACCACCACCCCUCAACGUGCCACAGAUUCUGGCCCUAGCGCACCAAAUCGGACGCGGAAUGGACGCUAUCUAUAAGGCUCGCAUUAUACACAAGGAUCUGGCAACCAGAAACUGUAUCAUUAGCAGUGAUUUUUCGGCCAAAAUCUCCAUGCCCGCGUUGGCGCGCGAUAAGUACAGCAAGGAGUACUGCAAACAUCGAAACCAGCUAAUGCCGAUCCGUUGGAUGGCACCGGAAUGUUUCCAGGAGGAUGAUUACUCCAUCAAAAGUGACAUUUACUCGUUUGCGGUACUGGUGUGGGAACUGUUCACGAAUGCAAUCGAGAUGCCAUUUAAGGAGCAAACGGACGAACAGAUAAUUACCGCAGCCCAGACGGGCAAGUUGGAGUGGAAGGUGGCAGACAAAACGCCCGAGGCGCUACACAAGGUGUUGACAUCCUGCUGGUCGGCAAACCCGAAAGAACGACCAUCGUUCAGCCAACUCGUCGUAGCCAUUGGGAACUGCCUGCAGAGCGAAUAUCCGAAGGAACCCACGGAAUAAGUAACGUUGGUGUGCCACCCAACCGGUGUCCAUUUAUCGAAUCAUCAUCUUAUACAACGAGGUAUUAUUCAAAUGCAUCUCUUUUUUGUACUAUAUACAUAUACUACCGUAACGUAUGAUACAUUAUGGAAGCAAUUCGCUAGAACAACAGUUUGAGGGAACAGUUUGAUUAGGAGGCGACAAAACUUUUAUGUGGGAAUGGGAAGGUGUGAUGGUAAAAGAUAUUCGUCCGACGUUUUUCUUCCAUUACAUUUGAUACAAACGAGCAGCCACAGAUAAGGAGCGUGCGUGAACGAAUAGCAUAAGAAGUGUAGGUUUAGGUUAGGAGGUAUUUAGUGGAAAUAUUUAUACACAUACAAUUUGUCGCUCCGCACUCUCAAGAGAAUGGCCAAUCGGUUCGAAACGCUGACGGGUUCUAGGAAUCCGGCCAAAGGACAAAGCACAUUUCUCGACACUGAAACUCUACUGCCAGUUCAAAUCACUGCCGCCGAACUGUGAACGACAAAACGGAAGGUCUGAAGGUAUGCAAAGUAUGAUCGAACCAACGCACGAAACUCAUUACACAGUACAGUAUACAUUACGCAAUCGUUUAUCAUCUAUCACGUAUCUUAACGUAUAGCCAUUAUUGUUCGCUUUUUGAACGUACAGAUAUACAGCAGAAUAUGGUGGCGGUAUGUGUAUUACUUCUGCUCUCGCGUCAUAACUUGAACAGGUUCGUGUGUUAGAUCCGUAGCGCCUGAAUGCAUGUAAUGUGCCUAUAUUUGUCAAAAGGAUAUUGCAGACCUGUAGGCGCACGGCAUCCGAGACUCAAACCACUGUGGGGGGAAGUAAUACGCUGGCGCCUAGUUAAGUCCUCCUCCAAAUAUCGCUAUCAGGUGUUUUUGCUUACCAAUUAUGGUAACGGUACGGAAAAACCUCCAUUUAUUAAAGUACGCUUCACACCGUGGGGACACCAGAACACUUAGAGCCAAGCACAAGUUUAUACUCAUAAUAUACUUACCACAAAACCAGAUAUAUCAUACCUUUCAUGCAGUCAACAUAGAGACAGACCAGCUUAAGGGAAGAUUCCGCUUUGAUCGUAUGCUUUAUCGUGCGCUAUAGCUAUGCGCGAUUAGAGAUAUUUCUCGUUUAAAACACUAACCAAGCGAGGCGCUUGAGCAUUGGCGCGUAAAGUGAAAUACCAGCAUUGCAUUCAUUACAUGUAGAAGUAACCCCUACUCGGUCCACCCCGUUUUUGCGGCAAGGGACGUUCGAUUUUUGUCCGUUUCUGGUUUGCUUGCGGAUUUCAGUUUGGCAGUUUGGCACUGUUGGGAAAGCAUGGCAACGCAUUCAUAUAUUCUCAUUUGUAUAUAAAUAAUAUUGUUAGCAACGCGUCGAGAUAGUCCGCCAAGGGCAAAGGGGCUCGGCAGUUGAAUUAUUAGGUGCACAAGUAAGAUACUGGCUCUGUUCAUACUCUUUAUCUCUAUCUGCUAAAAGGGAUAAAGGUUUCUUUCCAUCUUUGGGUUGGAAUGUUUGUGCAGGCCUUUUGCUGGCAGCAGAUCGAUAUUAUCUUCUUUUGCAGGCUAUCCAGAUACAGAUAUGUAAAGAAGGAUAUCGAUUUUGUUUACUCUGACCCAUCACUGCGAUAUUGCCGUGUCGCGAAACUCGUCUCAAGGCAUAAGGACGGUUUGUUUGGAUCUUCAACUAUCUAGUGUAUCAAGCAGAUUAGAUCCUUUGGUAACAUGCCGUGGCUAAAUGUUUACACAGUCACAGUGUCACGUAUAACCUCUAGACUGGUCCGCUGAUAGCGCCACUUGUAGGCAGAAAAUCCAAUAUCUGAACAUAGGUACACUCUCAUGACCAUAAUUUGUACUGCGAGAUCACUGCAUAACCCGAUUCUAAAUGAAAUAGAACAGUUUCUCAGCUGUGUGCACCUAAUAAAUUCGGAUUUCUUAUUAUCGGUAUAAUAUUGUUUACUUAAGUCGAGUUAUUAUUGCAACGCUCUAGAGCACCCGUUGCGAAUAAGUUAAAACGAGUUUGAAAUGAAAAUUGUAAGGAGAAAAACGGUUUUAUGUCCAAAAUCUAGUCAUUUGCAACACAAUUUUUCUUACCCUAUUUUCCUGUUGCACUCUACAUUAAAGCACAAUUCGUACCGUAUGCCAUAUGAGCUAGAUUUAAAAAUGGUUUCAAUGCAAAUGACCGACCACGUGCGCAGCUAUCAGUUACAGGAUAUACAGAUUCUGUCAGAUAAAUACCACCACAAGACACCAUAAGACUUGUUUUCGUAGGGGUUGAUUGCGCAAUUUAGCAAGAAAAUAAUUUAAUAUUACGAUACAACUAUGUACCGAUGUAUUAGGCUAGUUAGCAGAGGAGGCGUGUGCGCAGUAACAUUGGUUUAACUCCCUUUUCAAUGCAAAAACACUCCUAACUCAAGGCAGAGGAGCGUAAGGACAUGUUGUAAUCAAAGGAAGAAAGAAAGGAAGACACAACAGCAAUGUGGACGCGUGAGGGAGGUUGGCUUUUCUUUCUUUAUCGUGUUAUUAAGAGAAGGCAGAAGAAGAACAAGCUCUAAGCAUUGGUAAAAAAGCCCGCAAAUCGUGAUGUGAAAACU